This is a messenger RNA of Ctenocephalides felis (cat flea), 1054 nucleotides long. RefSeq names its product twisted gastrulation protein homolog 1-A-like. The transcript is spliced from 4 exons. Gene Ontology annotation, biological process: regulation of BMP signaling pathway. Bases 122 to 877 code for a protein of 251 amino acids. The record is from RefSeq and is a predicted model, not a curated record. Lineage: Eukaryota; Metazoa; Arthropoda; Insecta; Siphonaptera; Pulicidae.
UGUUUACAUAAUUCCUAGAAAUCCUUUAAAGUUGAGAUGGUUCAAUUGUCCUUUGUUGAAAUAAGGUAGUUUUUUCGUUAAAACAGUUAUUUAUUACCAGGAAUAAAAUAAAUUUUUGAAAAUGAAAAAGUGGCUUGUUUUUGCUAUAAUUCUCAUUGCUUCAGUAGUUUUAUUCAGACCUACAGAGAGUUGCAACAAAGCUAUAUGUGCAAGUGUUGUUUCAAAAUGUAUGUUGACUCAAUCCUGUAAAUGCGAUUUAAAAGACUGUUCCUGUUGCAAGGAAUGCUUUAGCUGUCUAAGCUACUUGUACAGCGAAUGUUGUUCAUGUGUAGAUAUGUGCCCAAAGCCCAAUGAGACAAAUAAUGUAUUAAGCAAAAAAAGUCAUAUUGAAGAUUUUCAUGAUUCUAUACCAGGAUUGUUUAAAGCUUUGACCUCAGAUCCUGAUCCUUUACAAAGGUGGUUGACUUUUACAUUUCCUGUAGAUUUUGAUCAAUCACCAUACAGGAUUCAGCAUGAGAAAGAGGAGUAUUAUUUACAAUCUGUAGACUCUGAUGUUACUGAACCUAAAAGCAGGGACAAUAUCAUAACAGUAAAUUGCACAGUUGCUUACCAAUCUCAAUGUAUGUCUUGGAAUAAAUGUAAACAUCAUUGUCAAACUAUGGGGUCUUCCAGCUAUCGAUGGUUCCAUGAUGGUUGUUGUGAAUGUAUUGGAGACACUUGUAUUAAUUAUGGAAUUAAUGAAAGCAGAUGUCUUGAAUGUCCUGAACCAAAAGAAGGAGCAGCUGAGCUAGACGACACUUAUGAUGCAUAUGAUGAUGAAUUAGACUAUGGAGAAGGUGUAGGACCACUUGAUGCAGCCAUUGAAUCAAAUGCGUAACUACAAACAAUUUAUUUUAAAUGAUAUUAUUUGACAAUGAAAUUUAAAUACUCAGCCUAGUUGAUAAAGAUUUUUUUAAUGCUGACUGAUGACAAAAGAAAUUUAAAUAUAUAAAAUAACUAUUAUACAUAUCUGUUGAUAUUGGAAUUAUGGUGCUCGAUUGUAUUAUAUACAUAU